CGAGGUCGUUGUGGAUUUUGUUUUUUUCAGGUUACUUCUGUUGCUCGUCCUGUGGCAGUGGUGGUUUAUAGAACGGACACUUGCAGAACAGUGUUUGAUAUUAUACCGUCCAACGCUUCACCUCAGAGUCUCCUUGGACUUCUUCAGACUUCAAGAAAGUCAUUUUUGAUCCACCUGGAGGAUUAUUUUCAAGCCGUUAUAUUUGUAUUUCUUUUCAUCUUAUUUCAGGAUAUCAAUCCAAAGCAAGUUAAUUACUGCAGAGGAAUCUCAGUCUUUUGGAAACUGGCCGGUCCUCCCUUCAGAUGAGUCACUUCUCUAAUUCAGAAUAUGCUCUGUGCUCGUGCCAGUGAUCUGAGGAAAUCCUAAAGGGCGAGUUACUGACGGAACUUGAUCCAAACACAGGACUUACCUCGAGUCGGAUUCCAACUUGACCUCUACUGGUUAUGAAAAUCUGCACAUCGAGACUGAAACGGCAGGGGGUAAGAUGUUUGUGGAGUCAGUGGUCCGAUGGGGGGCGUGGAGCGUCCUGCUCCAGUUGGGACUGGGCGGAGCUGCAGGAGUGUGUCCGUCCCGCUGCGUGUGUCGACCCGAGGCCAGAGAAGUGAUCUGCUCCGGCAAACAUCUGAUUUCGGUGCCAGAGGGUUUUUCCGGUGACGCCAGGCGUUUGGACAUCUCCCACAAUAAGAUUAAGACAGUGGGACGGCGCCAGUUCUCUGGCCUCCUGCAACUUCAAGAGUUGGACCUCAGCGAUAACAUAAUCUCCAUGAUCGAGGUAGAGGCUUUCCAGAGCCUGCAGAGUCUCAGGACGCUUCGGAUUAAGAACAACCGACUGAAGAUCCUCCCGGUCGGGGUGUUCUCCGGCCUGUCCGGCCUGCGCCUUCUAGACUUGAGCCAGAAUGAGAUUCUGGUCUUCCUGGACUACACCUUCAGAGAAAUGAUGAGCCUGCAAACGCUGGAGGCCGGAGAGAACGACCUAGUGUUCAUCUCGCAGCGGGCGUUCGUUGGUCUCCAGAAUCUGCAGGAGCUCAACAUAGAUCGCAGCAACCUGACAUCUCUUCCCACCGAGGCGCUGUCGCAGCUCCAGAGCCUGACGCGUCUUCGCAUGCUGCGCCUGACCGUCACCUCGCUCCCCAACAACGCCUUCCGCCGCCUCCACCGCCUGCGCAGCCUCCUGAUAGCUAACUGGCCGGCCCUGGACUCGAUAGCUAGCAACAGCCUGAUUGGUCUGAAUUUGACCUCGCUCGUCAUCAGCAGCUGCAACAUCAGCGCUGUUCCUUACUCAGCGCUCCGUCACCUGGUCUACCUGCGCUACCUGGACCUGUCCUACAACCCCAUCACUGCUAUCCAAGGCAAUCUGCUCGGGGACCUUCUGAGACUCCAGGAGCUCCACCUAGCAGGAGGGAGCCUGCUGCGGAUAGACCCCGGGGCCUUCAGGGGCCUGGCCUACUUCCGAAUGCUCAAUGUGACGUCCAAUCAGCUCUCCAGCUUGGAGGAGAGUGUCUUCCACUCCGUGGGGAACCUUCAGGUGCUGCGGCUGGACGGGAAUCCCCUGGCAUGUGACUGCCGCCUUCUGUGGGUGGUCCGUCGCAGAUUACGCUUGAACUUUGACGGACAUCAGCCCACUUGUUCCUCCCCGGAUUCGGUGAGGCAGCGUGAAUUCAGAGACUUCUCGGAGAAGGAGCUCCCGCGGCUGUUCACCUGCCGUCCUGCUCGCAUCAUGGACCGCCGGCCGCAGGAGGCCCGGGUGGAGGAGGGCACCACGGUUCUGUUCUCCUGCAAGGCCGACGGGGAUCCGUUCCCAUCCAUCACCUGGAUCUCCUCCCACAAGAAUUUGGUUUCUGCAACAGGAAGGAUCAGAGUUUUGCCCAACGGCACGCUAGAAGUGCGUUUUGCCCAAGUGCAGGACAGUGGUACGUAUCAGUGCCUGGCCGGCAACGCGGCCGGGAACGACAGCCUGACCGUGGGCCUCUACGUGAAGGGCCUCCCCCGGAACCGAACCAUCCCUUUCCUCUCAGAGGAGGGCUGGGCGGAGCCUUCCAAUCCGCAAGCUGCCAACUCCUCGGCCCAGAUGGCGAAGCCGUACCCGUUCGACGCCAAGACGCUGAUCAUCGCCACCACCAUGGGCUUCCUGUCGUUCCUCAGCUCCGUGGCCAUUUGCUUCGUCUUCAUGUUCUUCUGGAGCCAGAGCAAAGGGCAGAUCAAACACAACGCAAAUAUCGACUUUGUUCCUCGCUCCUCCAUGGGCGGAGGCGGGGAGGGAGGUGAAGGUGGCAGGUUCACCAUGAAGCUAAUUUAAAGCCCAAGCAGAGGUCAGAGGGGUCUUCACAGCGUGGGUCAGUUCUUUGCAGUGUGGACCCUCCCCUCCGCCGGGACCCUCGGACACAGAGACCUUCGACGGCUCAUCAGUGCCCGUCUGUCCAGCUUCUCAUUUCAGAGCUGAAGUCUCAGCGCCCACUUGGCUGUGUUAUCUAACUGAUGAAUAUCUCAUGAUGCUGGAGUGGAGGGAUGUGAACAGACUGUGGAGCAGAGCGGUGUCAUGGCGGCUGAAGAGCCUCUGAUCUGACAGGUCUCUCUCUCUCUCUCUCUCUCUCUCUCUCUCUCUCUUUAUGAAGCAUGUAAUUAUCUUUUAACUUCACAGAUUUGGGGAUAAAACAAAGAGACUUUGAAUUCGACACAUGAAACUAACGUCUCUGAGUUAUUUAAACACAUCAGGUGCUUGUUUGUUUUUUCAUCCACAGGUCAAGUGAACAUUUUGCCCUUUUGACCCGAGUUGCUGUUUUCACUCACCAACAGAGAAUCACGUCCGAGACUGUUCGGCAUCGGUUCUGAGACUUUAUCUUUCAACAUGUGACUCUCAAGCUUUUGAUACCUGCAGUUAACACAUAGAGUCGCCAAAUCAUUUCGGUUUCAGAUUCUAAAAAUGUUCAAGCUUUGCAUUAUGUUUGAUUUACAGCUUGAUUUAAAUGAUUAUGUAAAGGGACGGAUUAGUUUUUACAAACCAUGGUACUCGUAGGAAUGUUUCCAUUUCAUGCUUAAAACUAGAAAGUCACUCAGUCGACUGCAUGUACCUCUGCCAAGGACCCCCCCGAUGACGACACAUUUAACUUCACUUGAUCUGGGUUUUUAUUUUGGAGCUGCACCAAAUUACAAAUGUUCCCUUGAUAGUUCAGUUGGAUCCAUAUGUUAUUCUCAGAGAAAUCCAGGGAACAGAUCUGCACCAAACUUAGAUGAGUUCUAAGUUUUGUGUAAAUCUGUCCAGUACUUUUUGUGUAAUCCUAAAAAAACGCAAAACUCUGAAGGACACACAACUUUCUUGGCAGAGGCAACAAGUUCCUCAGUUGUUUUGUACUUUAACACGUGAUGACAUCAGAGGCUUUCUUUGUUUCAGCAGACGAUUUGUUUUUAUGUGCAAGUGUUCACUUUGUUUUAUUUCCAAAACCCACACAACAGACUGAACAACAUGUGCCUCAGUAACAUUCUCUCCACGGACAGAGAGAAUGCUCACCGUCAUCUUGUAGAUAUUUAGGUCAAGGGCGUUUGUGUGCACGCUGGGUUUAUUCUAUCGUUUUAUCUAGUUGUGGGGAUUAGUGUCACUCGGAUACAACACUCUUGUUGUGUGUAAACUUCAUUGUGUCAGAUGCACUAUGCACAAAGCAACGCUUCAUGGAGCCAGGAUGAGAGGAAGCUCUGACACGUUUGUUUGUUACUCGCUCUCUUGUUCAUAAAUGAAUGCUUUUUUCACUUGAUGUUAUUAAAUGCAUAUAUUUAAACCAGCCUGCAUGGUGUGUUUGCAAUGCCUUUGUGUAAAAGGUUCUGGGAUUGUCAUCAGACGGGUUCAAAAGCCAAAUCCAAUCAUCUUAGAAACAAUCUCU
Molecule: messenger RNA, 3872 nt
Organism: Platichthys flesus (European flounder)
Lineage: Eukaryota; Metazoa; Chordata; Actinopteri; Pleuronectiformes; Pleuronectidae
Gene: lingo4b
Product: leucine rich repeat and Ig domain containing 4b
Exons: 3
Coding region: 485-2296 (603 amino acids)
Molecular function (GO): protein binding
Source: RefSeq, a predicted model, not a curated record